UUGUUUUUCCUUUCUUUUUGCAACAGAGUGCGGGAGGCAGCAUCAGUGGCUCCACUUUGAGGCUUGUCAAGGCUCAGCGCACGCACACAAACACACUCACAACCCAGAGCAAAAACAUUUGCUCUCACCUGUCUCCAAACCCAAAGCAAACCUCCCGUCCAAGCAAACCGCCAACACUUGGAAUGAGAAGGCACCCGAGCCAGAAUCGAAUGUAAGGGGAAGAAAUUCAGUGCACACUGGCAACUUUUCUCUAAAAAGCAAGCUGGCAAAAGGAAGGGAAGGAGCAUUUUAAGAAGAGGACAACUUAAGGAAGAAGAUUUCUUUUUUUGGAUUUCACACCAAACUUUGGAAAAGUUUUUGUUUUUUUUUUUUUUCUUGUAGUUAUUAUUCUGAGCACCUUCUUCUAAGAACAGAGACACUGUUAACCUGCAUGUAAAAGCUUUUACAGAUACACAUUUUUUAGAAAGGGAAGAAAACCAAGAGGAAAAAUAGCAUGUGGACCACCUAGCCAAAGGCACUACUGAAGCAUCCCUUGCGGCAAGGGGGAUCCAGACUCUGGAUGUGGUUAAUUCCGAGGGACUGCAAUUUUUUCCCACCGGGCUUAUGAGAUAGUGCAGAGGCAGCCGAGUCACCGAGAAUUACUUCUGUGUCCCCUCACCACCAGCACCACCACCACCUCCACGUCCUCUUCCACGGGCUCCUGCGACUCUCCCACCUCCUCCCGGCUCGCAGGGGACAUGGGAACGCGCAGCGCCCUCGAUGCCUGAGGCCGGGCGGCCGCGGAGCUCUCUGCGGGAAGCGCUUCCCUCCCGGGGCUCGCCGUCCAUGUGCCCGCAGCCGGCGGGGCCUGGAGUCGGGAUGAAUUUCGGCGUGGUCUUCGCGUUCAUCCUCUCGCUGCCCCUGGCCCGCAUGGAGGGGGACCCCAUACCCGAAGACAUUUAUGAGAUUUUGGGUGGCAGCUCAGUGCGCUCCAUCAGUGACCUCCAGCGUGCCCUGCGGAUAGACUCCGUAGAGCGGGAUAGUUCAAGCCUGAACUUGAACGCAACUCAGCCCAAUCAAAAUCCUGCGGCCCUGUCUCGAGAGCGACGAAGCCUAGAUGCCCUGGCAGCAGCAGAGACAGCUGUCCUCGCAGAGUGCAAGACACGGGAGGUGGUGUUUGAAAUCUCCCGCAACAUGGUGGACAGCACCAACGCCAACUUCGUGGUGUGGCCGCCCUGCGUGGAGGUGCAGCGCUGCUCCGGGUGUUGCAACAACCGCAACGUGCAGUGCCGCCCCACGCAGAUCCGCGUCCGGCACGUCCAGGUGAACAAGAUCGAAUUUGUCCAGAGGAGGCCAAAAUUCACAAAAGUCAUUGUGCCUUUGGAGGACCAUGUGCAGUGUCGGUGUGAAGCCGUGUUCCGACCACCCCCCAGGAACAUCCGUCCAGGGCCACGUGAACAGAGACGCUUUUCACCGGUGUUGACCACAGCCGCCGUCUCACAGAGGCGGCGAGUACGCCGGCCGCCGGCACAGAAGAGGAAACAUAAGAAGUACAAGCAUGUCAACGAUAAGAAAGUGCUGAAAGAAAUCCUCAUAGCAUAG
Cinclus cinclus is the source of this 1581-nucleotide messenger RNA. RefSeq names its product platelet derived growth factor subunit B (gene PDGFB). Gene Ontology annotation, cellular component: membrane. Bases 760 to 1581 code for a protein of 273 amino acids. Gene Ontology annotation, molecular function: growth factor activity; platelet-derived growth factor receptor binding. The record is from RefSeq and is a predicted model, not a curated record. Gene Ontology annotation, biological process: positive regulation of MAP kinase activity; platelet-derived growth factor receptor signaling pathway; positive regulation of phosphatidylinositol 3-kinase/protein kinase B signal transduction. The transcript has 6 exons. NCBI's taxonomy places the organism in Eukaryota, Metazoa, Chordata, Aves, Passeriformes, Cinclidae.